Ctenocephalides felis (cat flea) is the source of this 1734-nucleotide messenger RNA. Its product is annotated as mesoderm induction early response protein 1-like. The record is from RefSeq and is a predicted model, not a curated record. Gene Ontology annotation, molecular function: transcription corepressor activity; histone deacetylase binding. Gene Ontology annotation, biological process: negative regulation of transcription by RNA polymerase II. Gene Ontology annotation, cellular component: nucleoplasm. Lineage: Eukaryota; Metazoa; Arthropoda; Insecta; Siphonaptera; Pulicidae.
GAAUAGAAAAUGUCGAACAAAUUGCAAAUAGAAUGCAAUAAUUUUAGUGAUGUUAUUUAUGUGAAAUUAUUAAAUAAACAUGGCAUUACCCAGUUUUUUUAUUAUACAUUUUGAUAAAGUUUUAAUUUCUCGCAAAAAACUCUACAUAUAAUGCUCAAAAAUAUUUUACGAAAGCAUUUAUAACCACGUACGUUUAGUUGACAGAUUCUUCAGGACAUGGCAGAAUGCGCAACACUUUCAAACGGAAAUACGAAUACAGCGCAAUCAACAAAAAAUGGAAGAGUCAAAGAUACUCUUUUUGACCCGUCAAUUGAAAUGAUGGUAAAUGAUUUUGAUGAUGAAAGAACACUUGAAGAAGAAGAAGCACUCGCAGCUGGUGAAUCUGAGGACUCAACUACGGAGUUAACUAGUUUACAAAAGGAAAGUGAAAUGCCUUUAUCGCAAUUGUUAGAAAUGUAUGGAUACGGAAAUGAGAUUGAGAAUGAAAACGAAAAUGAAAAUGAAAAUGAGAAUGACAAUGAAAAUGCUGUUCCUGAAACAGAAGACGAAGGCGCUUCUAGAGCUCCUAGUGAAUCAGGAGGAGAAGAUCAACUAGAUAUGGCAUCAGAUGAUCACUCAGCAUUAAAACAACUUUAUGAUCCUGUACCUAAUGAAGAAGCAGUUGGUACAUCACGGCUUUUACGAUCUCUUUCUCGGCCACAAAGUGAGGAAGAAGAUGAAGACUAUGACUACAGUCCUGAUGAAGAAGAAUGGAAGAAGGUAAUAAAGACAAUUAUGGUAGGUAGCGACUAUCAAGCUUCAAUCCCAGAGGGACUUUGUAGUUACGAUGAUGCUUUACCUUAUGAGAAUGAUGAUAAACUACUCUGGGACCCAUCUCAUUUAUCUCAAGAAGCUAUUGAAUCAUAUCUUUUGAAAAAAGAUGUCUGCCCGAUUACUGUUGGUCUCUUACCUCUCGGAAAUCAAUUAAAAGAUGAUGAACAAGCUUUGUUUCUGCUGCAACAAUGUGGUCACAGUACUGAUGAGGCUCUCCGAAGGAUUAGAAUUAACUGUGUCGCUUCCGUGGACACUAUGAGUUUGUGGUCAGAGGAAGAAUGUAAAAAUUUUGAAAAUGGUUUAAGAAUGUUUGGGAAGAACUUCCAUGAGAUUCAACAAAAUAAGGUUCGAACAAGAUCUGUAGGUGAAUUGGUUCAAUUUUACUAUCUGUGGAAAAAGACAGAACGCCAUGAUGUAUUUGCUAAUAAAUCAAGAUUGGAAAAGAAAAAAUAUACUCUUCAUCCUGGUUUGACCGAUUAUAUGGAUAGAUUUCUUGAAGAACAAGAUGCGGUCAUGCGGGAUAGAAGUUGUUCACCAGCAGUUAACCUUUGCAAUGAUUCCAAAGGUUUUCCUAUGGAUACAUCAUUGGGAGCUGUUCCACCUGAUCCUCUCGCAGUUGGUGAGAGAGAGGUAUUUUCUGGCUUAGCAUCUCCAACAGAUAUACAUACUGAAGGCAGUACGGAUAACACUGACCAGGAAUACCAGAACAAUUUUCAUUGAUGGCCUAAAUUAUGUUUGAAGAGUUCUGAAUUUCAAGGAUACUAAGUAAAAAAAAGUUAGUUUAUUGUGAAUUAUAAAGAUAAAACUGUAUUAAAAGGACAUUGUGUAAGAAGCAUGCGGACAUAUUAUAUCUACAAGUAUAUGCAAGAAAAAUAUGAUAAAUAUAUUUUUUUAUUUCUGUCAUAAUUUAUUCCAAGAGAA